CACAUUCACCGUGCUGCACAUCACACGCGGCCAACCACCGAUCGUCCGCUACAGUUGCUCGCCCGCGUCCGGCAGAUCAGUCAGACACAUUUUUUUUUCCUGUACGCGCUCGCUCGCACGCCCGCACACACGUUGUUCUCGUAUGCUUAUAUACAUAAAUAUAAGUACGAAAUACGCGUAUAUAAUAAGCGCCGGCACCGCUGCUGCUGUUGGGACGUCGUAUAAUAUCUGUCGCGUGUGUGCGUGUGUGUGUGUGUGAGUGUGUGUGUACACCGUACACGUACGAUAGGUACGCGAGUGUGCGCGCAAACACAAUAAUCACACUUUAUAUCAAUAAGACAAUAGCAUAUAACUGCAGUUAUAUUUCAAAGCCGUAUUGUAGUAAUAUACAGCUGCAGCACUGCAGUCAUCGGCGCGACCGGUGUAGCACGAGGGAGACCGGGCCAAACGCGGUCAUCGUGACUGCAAGUGGUAGAGCAGAGUCACGCCGGAAAACACAAACGAUCGGCUGACAAAAAGAUCUUGUGGCCAAUCGUCGUUGACAGCUGCUGCAUCGACCAUACAGCGGUGUAUAUACUAUCGUAUAGCCCAAAUACCUAAGACAAAUCGAAAUGGCACCACCACCGACCUCGACGACAUCGGUCCGACGUUGUUCCAUCCUGACCGGCACUCUACUGCUGUUAUUAGCGGUAGCCGCCAGUUUGCCAUCCAGCGCCCGGUCGUCCGCCAUACGUCCUGCGUCGUCUGCUGUAUCCACCGACACCGAAGCCGCUGCUUCCCCGUUAGUGCCAAGCAAUUGGCACGGGGCUUCGGACGUCCCCGCUGAGGUAUCAGCGUCGGCCGCCGGAAGGACCGUGGUUGUCAGGAAAAAAAGGACGUUACUCAAACUCAAGCCGCUCAUCGUGCUGCCGGUCAAGGUCGCGCUUGGUACCGGUGCUAAGCUGGUGGCUGGGGCCAAGCUCGGAGCCAAGGCGGUCGGGAUAGGCUCGAAAGCACUCGGCGUCAGUUUGGUCGGAUUGAAAGCUGUCCAUAAGGUGGCCAAAGUGACAGUGAAGGCAGCCACCGCGUUGGGCGUCAAGGCGGUUCUGCUCAACUUUUUGUUUCAGAAAAUCAAUCAGGUGAUCGACUUUAAGACACGCUUACUGAGCAACCUUGACCAGCGCAACCGGCAGCAAAAUGCACAAUUCCUGUCACCAGUGUUGACCCAAUCCUCUUCGUCUGCGAAAUCGGGAUCGAUCGGAAACAAGGACAACGCCUCAUUCAACGGCGUUGCCGCCCCAGCUCCCGCCGACACUUUCAUCGCUGCGCCAGACUUCGUGGCCGCCGCUGAUACACCGGGAUUCGUUGCAAAUGCGCCACCGGCAACCUUCGUCCCCGGAUCGGACCUGAUCGCUUCACCACCACCGCCAUCACAGCAGGAAUUUGCGGGAGCACCACCGAACUUUGCCGGCACUCCAGCAAACUUUGAGGGCACUUCGCCGAACUUUGCCGGCGCUCCUCCAGGAUUUCCCGCAUUCCAGCAGAGUUUUUCCGCCGAACCGUCGAGCUUUGCCGCGACAAAUGAUGAUGGAUCGCCAUCGUCGGAGACUUCAUUCUAAAAAUAUGCGUCCUCUCGUCGCGCGUCGUCGUCAUGUCGUCGUCUCCUCAAUCGCAUCGACACUUGCCAGCCACACAGCCAUAAUAUAUUCCAUAUAAUCGUCAUUUAUUUAUAUUAUCCAUCAUUAUCAUAAUCAUAUAUCUAAGUAUAUAGUCAUAAAUCAUUAUACAUAGUUAUAGUAGUUGUUGAAAAGUACAGGUAUUACGUAACGGUCGAGUCGUGAAUACUUGGUCAACUCACCCAUGUGAUCAUAGUUAUCACGGCCGUUCGACUGUACCUAUGUAUAAAACAAAAUUUUAGACAUUGGUUAAAUUACAUGUUUAUGCUAUCAGUCUAUACGUAAUCACUUACUUAAACGAUGAUUCAUCCGAUUAAAGAGAAAAAAGAAGAUUCGUUUGAUUUUUACAGUUCUAAUGGUCGAUUAUAUAAAAUUUAAGUAAGGGUACGGAUUAAAUUGUGAACAUCGCGUUUAUUAUAUAGCUAUCACUAUAUGACUUAAUAAUAAAAUAUCAUGUGUGACAUUAAAACAAGUAUACUCGUGCGUGAUAUUGUAUAACCAUUUUAAAUUAAAUUAUUAUCAACGUAUUUUUUAUAGCUAUAUUAUAAAUAAAUUAUUUUAUAGUACAGCCACAUAUAAGCUCAAGUGUAACCGAUAAUCAAAAUUUCGUUUUAUACAACAUUAUGUAAUAUUUAUAAACGCAUAUAAAUUAUUAUAUUGACACAAUUCUAUAAUGCAUGUUAGAAAAUUUAGCGUUUAACAUAAUCGCACGUUUUAUAAAUUAUAAAUACAAGAGCAUGCAGUGUAUUAUUUAGUGUGGUAGGUAUACCUAAUACAUUUAAUAAAUAAUAAUUUGAGGUAUAAAUAUGAAACUACGAGCGCAUCUAAUAAUAUUCGUGUGUUUUAUGUAUUAUAUAUUAUAAUAUACACCACAGAGGGAUCAGAAAUUAUUACACUUCACUUUCAUAAAUAUAUCUAUACGUUAAUAAUUAAUACGUUGUAAUUAUUUUUGUUACGACAUCCAACAAUGUAAUGUACAAUCACUCGUCUUUUCUCCAUCGUUUUUAUAAUUUUCAUAAUUUUAACCACGCAUGUCGACUGCAGAAUUUUUAACAGUUCUUUCAUCACACAAAUAACCAUUAUCAUUAAUUGUUAUUAAACCACAUUAUCGUUAGUACAAUUUUCAAUUUUCAUCCGUCAUCUUACAUCGUUAUCGUCAGUCAAUGACCAUUUCACCAGCUAAUCAUCGUCAUAUUAUAUAUAGUAUCAUCAAUUUAUCAUAAAUAAGUGUUAUAUAAUAAUUAUAUAUUGUAUUACAUUGUAGUUGGUCACGUAGCCUUACUUGGAUAAAUUAGUAUCAUCUAUUUGGUAAAUCUUAGUAGUUAAAGUAAAUAAAACUGUUGGUAUAUUAUUUAUUACUGUAUUCGUAGUUCUCAAAAGUAGGUACUUUAACUUGAUCAAAAUAUUUAUAUAAUAUUAUAGAACGAAAAAAUAAAAAAGCAUGUUGCCGAUAAUUAGACAAUAAUAAAUUAUCGUUGAAAACAACAACGAGACGUCUGCGAACAAGUCUUAUCGCACUGUAUGCUAUGUCAUAUUUUUAAUACAAUAUUAGCAUAUUAUUAUUAUUAUUAUCGGUGUAAAUAUUUAUUAGUCAUUUUUCAUUGAUAUUCUGUAAUUUAAGAAAUUCAACCAAUUUUCUAGAACUUCGUAAUAAAAUAAAUCAAAAGUUUUGAAUCUCAAUUAUUAAUAACUAUCACUAAUUUGUUGUGGUUAUAUCUACGUUAAACUCAAUAAUCAAAGUAAUUUCUUCGGUUUGUUUUAAAAACUUACCAUCGAUACUCGUUAAAAAAUAUUUUAUCGAUGUAGAACCCUUUCGUUCUAAACCCACGCCAUUAAUAUUUAUGUCGACUAGAGUGUAUCGUCGAUAUUAAUAUUUUUAUCAUUAUUAUAGCUUUUGUAUGUAGGUAUAAUAAGUACAUAGUUGUAAACAUAAAAGUCAUAUAGGGUGGGUGUUAAAGUUAUUAUUAGGUACUAAUAGUUAAUAAAAAUAGAAAAAAAAAUAUAAUCCUUACUAUUUUAUAGCCAAUAAUAUAUAUUAACAGAAUAACAGACAUAUUACACUACUGUAAUACGUCUAUAUCGUAAUAGACGUAUAUAAUUGUAGAGGAUAUUUUAACAUUAACUAUACUAUUGUCUAUAGGCGAAGGCCUAUAGACAUAUAUUAUACUGAAUAUUCACACUCACGUACACAAUACUAUACGGUGUAUACAAAUUUCAAACUGGGGAUAUACCUAUACGUUCUUAAAAUCCAUUCGAUAUGUUUCAUAUAAUAAAUUUUGAUUACCAAUCCUCCAAUUAGGUAUAUUUAAUAUUUAGAUAUAUUAGAAUGAAGACUAAAUAUAAUUAUUUUUUUAAAUUUAUCAUUACUUAAUACUUAUACAAAUCACCCUUGAACCCUUGUUUAAUCUGUCUGUAUAUAAUAUAAGCGUAAGGGUUACCCCAUCUUAAUAUUUAAGUGAUAUAAUUAAUUUAAUAUAAUUUUUGAUUAUUCAAAAUUACAUUAUUAUUAUACAGUAUUUUGUGUGUAUAUUUAUAUUAUUAUAUUUGUGGUGAUAUUCAUGUAUUAUUAUUGUAAUAUUUGUUAAUGUAUUUUAAUAAAUAUACGACCAUUUAAAAAUUA
Messenger RNA from Rhopalosiphum padi (bird cherry-oat aphid), 4275 nucleotides. RefSeq lists its product as uncharacterized. Bases 612 to 1598 code for a protein of 328 amino acids. The transcript is spliced from 4 exons. Lineage: Eukaryota; Metazoa; Arthropoda; Insecta; Hemiptera; Aphididae. The record is from RefSeq and is a predicted model, not a curated record.